Molecule: messenger RNA, 4704 nt
Organism: Lepisosteus oculatus (spotted gar)
Lineage: Eukaryota; Metazoa; Chordata; Actinopteri; Semionotiformes; Lepisosteidae
Gene: qsox1
Product: quiescin Q6 sulfhydryl oxidase 1
Biological process (GO): protein folding
Cellular component (GO): Golgi membrane
Molecular function (GO): protein disulfide isomerase activity; flavin-dependent sulfhydryl oxidase activity
Source: RefSeq, a predicted model, not a curated record
GAAAGAAAAAAGUUUGUAUCAGUUUGUGAUAGCUGGCUGGCUCAGUGUAGUGCGUGAGGGAACAGUGGAAGAUGGCGCAGCAGCGCUGCUCUGCCACGUCUCGAAACACAGAGAAUCUCAGGACUGUUUUCAGGGCUUGGACAUAUCUUUUCACUUCGCUUUUGCUGCUCUCUGUGACCGCUAAAGCCGGGCUCUAUACCCCGACUGAUCAGAUCGUUCUGUUAAGUCCUGACAACAUCGACUCCGUGAUAUUUAACUCUUCCCGCUCCCUCCUGGUAGAGUUUUACGCUUCUUGGUGUGGGCACUGCAUUGCCUUCUCUCCUACCUGGAAAGGUUUGGCGAGAGACAUUAAAGAAUGGAAGCCUGCUGUGGACCUUGCAGCCAUGGACUGUGCGGAGAGAAGAAAUAGGGAGACCUGCUACAAUUAUAAUAUACAAGGAUACCCCACCAUAAAGUUCUUCCAGGCUUUCUCAAAGAGAGGUUCAAAAGGGCUGCAUAUCAGAGAUGUCCCCCAUGAUGUAAAGACACUGCGCCAGGGAAUCGUCAACCUCUUGGAGUCAAAUGUGGAGGCCUGGCCUCCUGCCUGUCCUCCCCUUGAGCCUGCCAGUGAGGUGGAGAUUGACAACUUUUUUGAUUCCAACAAUGUGGAAUACUUGGCUCUCAUCUUUGAGACAGCAGAUUCCUAUGUGGGACGAGAGGUAACGCUGGACUUGCUGCAGUAUGAGAACAUUGCGGUGAGGAGGGUGCUGAGCAGUGAGCAGGGCCUGGUCUCCCGAAUGAGGGUCACAGACUUCCCCUCAUGCUACCUGUACUAUGCCAAUGGGAACUACACCAGGGUCACGGUGAACAUAGAGGCCCGUUCCUUUUACUCUUAUGCCCUCCAGAAGUUACCCAGGGUGGCUCGGGCAGGGAAACCUCAGGGCGCGAACGACAGUCACAGCAAAAGCACCGUGGAUCGCGAGUGGAGGGAGUUUAACAGGUCGCGGGUGUAUAUGGCAGAUCUGGAGUCAGCGCUGCAUUAUUCUCUGCGAGUGGAGGUGGCAGCUUACCCAGAGAUCAGAGGAGAAGCUCUCAGCGCUCUCAAGCUCUAUAUCUCUGUGCUGGCCAAGUAUUUCCCUGGCCGUCCAGUGGUCAUGAACCUGCUGCAGGCUCUGGACAGCUGGCUGACGGAUUACAAGGAAUUUAAGGUGUCUUACUCUUCUAUCAAGGCAGUGCUAGACAACGCAGGGGAGGUUCCCAACGCGGUUCUUCCUAAUGAGGAGAAGUGGGUGGGGUGUCAGGGGUCACAGCCACAUUACAGAGGUUACCCCUGCUCUGUGUGGACACUUUUCCAUCUGCUUACAGUCCAAGCUGCAGAGAGCACGUCCUCUUCAGACCCCCUGGAUGUUCUCAAGGCCAUGAGGAGCUACGUGAAGAACUUCUUUGGCUGCCGAGAGUGUGCCACGCACUUUGAGAGCAUGGCAGAAGACAGCAUGGGCGAAGUGACUAACCGCACCACAUCUGUGCUCUGGCUGUGGGCACGGCAUAAUCAGGUCAACAGCCGCCUGGCAGGUGCUCUAAGUGAGGAUCCCCAGUUCCCCAAGAUCCAGUGGCCGCCUCCGGACAUGUGCCCCCAAUGUCACAGUGUGACAGGUGGCGAGCACGAAUGGAAGCAGGGAGCUGUGCUGGACUUCUUGAGGAGCCACUUCGCAGCGGACAGGAUACUGCGGGACCACCUGGAGGGAGAGGCGGUGCUGCUGGCCAAGCAGGCCGAGACGCAGGCAGGCCAGCAGGAGGCAGAGAAGGCAGUCAGGGGACCCGGGAGGAGAGCCAGGGAGGCAGGGGAGACAGUGGGGGAGGAGGAAGAAGAGACUCAGGAGGGUCCGGUAGAGCAGCAACAGGAGGAGGAGGAAGAUCUGGAGGAGCAGAUGGCAGCUGGCAAGCCAGGGAGGGAGAGAGCAGAAGCAGACCAACAGUGGGGGCACAUCAGUCCAUCCAGAAACCCCAAGCCCAGCAUCGUGGGCCUGAGGCGGCAGAAAGCAAGGGGAGAGGACAUUGUGGAUUUGGACUCUUUCAUCAACCAGCACUAUAAGAUGAGAGCCGUCCGUGAUGCAGCCGCUGCUGUGGCUGUCCUAGAGAGAAACAUCCGGAAGGCAGAGGAGAGGCUGUGGGCGCCCCGUCUGCAGCCCAAGGAGCCCCAAGACUACGUGGCUAUACGGAAGAAGCGGGACCUGGCCGGGCAGUACGUGGGAGUUGAGGGAGCAGAGCUGGAGGCCCAGGAGAAGCACUGGAUCUCCCUGCUGAGUCUAGGCUUCUCUCGGCUAGACAUUAGCCUCUGUGUCCUGUUAUACUGCCUCUCCUCCUUGUGCCUGCUGGCCAUGUACCUGUACUUCAAGAUGAAGCUGCGCCUGCGAAGGGGCAAGAUGGCUCUGCCCUGACUUGAGGGGCAGCCCUUUCUGCCCGUUUGAAGGUCUGUUGGCCAACACCACCACUCUGGAGUCAUGAAUAUAACACAGUGGUGGGACACCUUGGUCUUGGAGCGAGGGUUCCCAACUGCUUAAAACCUGGAAUCAUCCUUAUUUUGAUUAAGAAAGCAAAUGGUUGAGUUAACUGCAGUAACUAAGAGAUAACAUAGAACAAAAACUAGAAGCCUUCAGAGACCAAGCUUGCCCACCACUGAAGUAAGGAAUCAGAUGAAGGGCCAAACCUGCUUCAUUUAGGACCCGUUAAAAUGUGUUGCAUUUUAAUUUUUUUCCUUCUAUAUUCAAACAACUGACUUUGAUUUUUUUAAGUAAUCAGUGCAUAAUAAAAUGUCUAAAAAUGGUUCUUAAGAUCACAUGGACGGCACAGCUUGUUUGCAAAAUCACACCCCUCAAACGUGCCGUAGUUCACACAUAAGAGAAUUUGACUGCAUUUCCAUCCUGAAUGAUUUUAAUCCAUGUGUUCUGAAAGAAUGAACAUCCAAAAUAUAAAAUAUAUUCUUAAUCUGAGGAAAGAUGUAAUCAUUUGUAUUGGAUAGCCUUACUUACAUUAAUGGUAUUACCUGCCCAAGAUAAAGUAAAGGUUAGGCAGAGGUUAUUUAUUAUUUUGGGGAAAAGUUGCCAAUUCAAAUUAUGGAGAAAUAAAACAAAACAAAUUGCACUAGAAAGAUUUAUUGUGGUGAUACUCUCAAGCAUGUUUGUGCCUUCUUAUGAUGUCUUCUUAUUUUAUUGGAGCUGCAGUUACACUAAUAAUUGAUUAUGCAGAAGAUGACUACCCUCAAUAUCAUUGAAGAAGAAAGAAAAGGAGUUGUGUAUUCCAUAUAGAUAAUACCAUUUAAAAAGUAGAUAAAGCAUUUUUAGAAGGAAAAAUUAUUUUAUUAAAACAUAUUGGUGAUUUACUGAAUUAACUGAAUUAUAGGUUUUGUUUCAGGGAAUGUUGAUUUGAAUAUCUGAAUCUGACUCCCAUGCCUAAAGCAUGCAGUAAUUCACACUUCAAAUCAUUAGGCAUACUGUACACUAUUUCUCAAACUUCAGCUGAAAGUAAAUAUUACUACAGGAUUUAAGGUCACUAUGGUAGAAAAAAGAAGUUAAAGAAUAGUUAGGUUAAAGAAACAAAAUUGGUUCCUACUGUUUUUGUGACAUUUGCAUGUGGCUGUGCCAAUGUCAAUGAGAAGUUCAACUGACUGGAAAGUUGCACAUGUCCUGUUAACAGUUUAUAGGCAACUCGUUGUAAAAUAACAGCUUAACAAGGUUUCCUUAACAAGGUUUUUGGUGCUUAUUAGUGAUCAGGUGAUGUUCCAUUAGUGAUUAUUUUAAGCCAGUUUAUUUUAUUAUGAGCACAAAAAAUGAUUACCACUGUUUUUUUCAUCUGUAAUUCGAACAGAGUUGACAGGUGACCCUGAUUGCUCUUACAACAUUUGGCUUGCAUUUAAUUCCUCCAAUUAUAUAAUUUAGCAACAAGUGCAGUUCUUUUGUGCUUUUGCUAUUUUUGUGUAGUAGUUGAACAAAAGAUUGGAUGACAGAUAUUGUGUCAAUAUGAAAUAGCCAUUUAGGCAGCUUCUUUUAUUUUAUUUUUUAAUGAUUGGUUGAAAGCAUCCAAAUCCCAAGAGCUGAAUUCACUUUCUGUUUGUGAAAAUGCGGAGACCACUUAAAAAAUAAUGAAUUGAAGUUCAAAGAGAAUCUGGAAACAAUGAAUGUUAAGAAUUGAAAGUCAGUUUGCAUGUCUUCAUCAUCCCGUCCAGCAUUUGUGAACUAUUGUUCCAGGUUAGUUUUGAAGGAUUCAUGGCUUGAAAUGCAUUUGGCAGAAGAUGUACAGUGAAGCAUUGCUACUGUAAAAGGCCAGUAGAGACACUCAUAGUGCUUCUGCAGUGGUCUAAAUUGUCAGCCUGCCAGGGCAUAAACUCUGCUAAAAUGCACACCAAGUCUAUGCCAGCCAAGGUGGCACUGAGAUGUGUUGCUCUUGUUCUGAAGAGUCAUUUGGUUUUUACGAAUCCUUUAAAAGACCUAAAAUGAUAUUUUGCAAGUGACACAGGGUAUGUAAACAUUUAUGUGGAAACUUUAGUUGUUUAACAGUAGUCUUUUGAUUACCAUCUGCUGAUCAUCUUGUUCAAAUCUGUUCUGAACACUGGUUGUUGAAUCUGCUCACCCCCUCUGGGAGUGACUGCACAAGAAGUGGUAUGUAAAAGCCUUAAAAUAACAGAGAAGUAGCUUGAACUAAUUUCAAUAAAAUUAUUUUUGCUAAGAA